UAUUAUGUCUGAAGAAGUUUUCAGCACAACUUUAGCAUAUACGAAGAGUCCAAAAGUUACCAAAAGAACUACUUUCCAGGAUGAACUAAUAAGAGCAAUUACAGCUCGCUCGGCCAGACAGAGGAGUUCUGAAUACUCAGAUGAUUUUGACAGUGACGAGAUUGUUUCCUUAGGUGAUUUUUCUGAUACCUCAAUAGAUGAAAAUUCAGUUAGGAAAAAAAUGAUAGAUUUCCAUUUAUCAGAUGAUGAGGUGAAUUCUCCAAGAUUGUCUUUUUUGAAAACCAAGAAAUCAAACAGUGACAUAGCCGAAGAUGAACCAGAAUUUGUGAUCAAGAACAAUGAAGAAAUGAUGCCUGAUGGUUGUGAUGAUAUGGUUGUAAAUUCCUUAUCCAAGUCUCCAAGUAAAGAUCAAGAAGUUGAAAAACAUGGAGUUAAAAUUAAACCUAGACCCAGAAUUCUACCAAUCAAAAGCACACCUUCAGGUAAUUCCAGCAGCCUUGAAACAGAUGACCACUUUAAACCUUUGCCUCGGCCAAGAAGCAUGUUAAAAAAGAAUGGCCUCACAGAGGAGAAAGAAAGACUAGGUGAAGAUAAAGAAACUGCCCUGAGUGAAAACUUAGAUUCUGCACCUCCUUCCCUUGCACGGCUGAAUGGCAGACAAUUGAAAGCUGAGAAAAGAGCAUUAGCUGAACACCUUGACCUCAAGGAUCCAUUGUUAAAAAGUCUGUCAUUAUCAUCUCUUAAAGAAAGUCUUAGAAAUUCCUUUUCACCAGGAUCUGGGGAAGAAGCAUCCAUAAAAGAUCAGGAUGAAGACCUUAUUGAGCAUUGUAGUUCUUUGAAAUCAAAUGAAAAUGAAGAGAGUUCAGUUUUAACAGACUGUGUUAUUCCUGAACUUGAAAAACCCAAGGAAAGUGAAGUGGCUGCUAAUGACCUUGAAGAAGAAAAGAAGGCUAGACAGAGGUCAAAUGAUGAUUCAUUACUAUCAAAAUCUCAGAGUAUCUUAAUACUCACUGAUGCAAUGGAAUCUGCAAAGAAAACAAAUGAAGAUAGAGAAAUGAAGACUAAAAAGUUGACAAGUAAUAGAGUAUCCAGUGCAUCCGGCAGAUUAAUGACCUCUGAGUUUUUAAAGAAACCCAGUUCUGUAAGGAGAACUCCAUCGACAACUACCUCUUCUCACUAUUUAGGAACUUUGAAAGUGUUGGACCAGAAGCCUUCACAGAAGCAGAGCUCAGAGCCUGACAGGGCAGAUCACAUAAGGGCAGCUGUCUACCAGGAGUGGUUAGAAAAGAAAAAUAUGUAUUUACAUGAAAUUCACAGAAUAAAAAGGAUUGAAAGUGAAAACUUAAGAAUCCAAAAUGAACAGAAAAGAGCUGCUAAGAGAGAAGAAGCAUUAGCAUCAUUUGAGGCCUGGAAAGCAAUGAAAGAAAAGGAAGCAAAGAAAAUAGCUGCAAAAAAGAGACUUGAGGAAAAAAGCAAGAAGAAAACUGAAGAAGAAAAUGCUGUGAGAAAAGGAGAAGCACUACAAGCUUUUGAAAAAUGGAAAGAGAAAAAGAUGGAAUAUCUUAAAGAAAAAAAUAAAAAGGAGAAAGAAUAUGAAAGAGCAAAGAAACAGAGAGAAGAAGAAACUGUUGCUGAGAAAAAGAAAGAGAACUUAAGUGCUAUCCAAAAAUGGAAUGAAAAAAAGGAAGCUUUUUUUAAGCAAAAGGAAAAAGAGAAAAUAAAUGAGAAGAGAAAGGAAGAACUGAAAAAAGCUGAGAAGAAAGAUAAAGAUAAGCAAGCCAUCAAUGAAUAUGCAAAAUGGCUGGAAAAGAAAGAAAGGCAGGAAAGAGUCGAACGAAAACAGAAGAAACAGCAUUCCUUUCUUGAAAAUGAGGCACUUCCUCCAUGGAGCCCUCCACGCAGAACUAUGCUUUCAAAAGUGUUUUGAUAAUUCUAAUU
Molecule: messenger RNA, 1938 nt
Organism: Castor canadensis (American beaver)
Lineage: Eukaryota; Metazoa; Chordata; Mammalia; Rodentia; Castoridae
Source: RefSeq, a predicted model, not a curated record